Microdochium trichocladiopsis is the source of this 1620-nucleotide messenger RNA. Its product is annotated as cytochrome c/c1 heme-lyase. NCBI's taxonomy places the organism in Eukaryota, Fungi, Ascomycota, Sordariomycetes, Xylariales, Microdochiaceae. The record is from RefSeq and is a predicted model, not a curated record. Gene Ontology annotation, biological process: cytochrome c-heme linkage. The coding region runs from base 288 to 1319 and encodes 343 amino acids. The transcript is spliced from 3 exons. Gene Ontology annotation, cellular component: mitochondrion. Gene Ontology annotation, molecular function: holocytochrome-c synthase activity.
ACCGCCGUCUGCCACUGCGCGGCGCGCUGCGGGAGCCCAUCCGGCUGUCUCCGAGUCUAUCGAUUGCCAAUCAAUCUUUCGAGUGUCGUAAUCAGCCAGGCCGGGACUGUGGGGGGGCAAACAAUCUGGAGCCCAUCAUCGACAUUGCGACAACUUUUGGGCCUCACCCACCGUGACCCUCCACCGAUCUCAAAGCGCAGAACAACGACACACCCAACCCUCAUCACUCCUCAUCCUUGACGCCGCCAACAGAGCACUAGCCACACGCCAGAAACACACAACACACGAUGGGUUGGUUUUGGGCAGACUCGACCACGGCCACCACGCCCUCUGCGUCGCCUCACGGCGGCAAGAACAUGGCUGGCCUCACUCCUCCGCCCGGCUGUCCCAUGCACAAGCAUCAGAAGAGCGCCGACGCGCUGACUGCUGCUCCCGCCGCCUGCCCUGUCAAGCACAGCAACACGGCCGAGCCCAUCUCUGCAUGUCCCGUCCCUCACGAGUCAAGGAAGGCUGCUGCUACCGCAUCCGACACCCAGUCAGAGUCCAUGCUAUCGAAGCUGAACCCGCUCAACUACAUGUUCAAGGAGAUCUCCCAGGCCCCCGCCCCCGACCAGACUCACACCCUGCCCACCGAGCGCGAGCCCUCCACGAUUCCUCGGGGCGACGGCACAGGAAACUGGGAAUACCCUUCGCCUCAGCAGAUGUACAACGCUCUGCUCCGCAAAGGCUAUACCGAUACCGACAUCACGGCCGUCGAGAGCAUGGUUGGCGUGCACAACUUUCUGAACGAGGGUGCGUGGGCCGAGAUCAUGGAGCACGAGAAGCGCUUUGCCGGUGGCAUCUGGCAAGGCGUAAAGCUCUGCAGCCACGGAGAACAGGGACUCGAGACAGCUGCCAAGCAGUAUGGCGUGGAGAAGCAGCUUGAGGAUCUGCAGCCAAGCCUGAUGCGCUUCCAGGGAAGACCAAAGGAUAUGACGCCCAAGGCCACAAUGAUGCAGGUCAUGGGAUGGAUCUACCCAAGUGCUUUCGGCACCGAGCCACCCUUCGAUCGUCACGACUGGUUCGUUUCUCGCACAGUCAACGGAAAGGAAACAGAGGUCCGCUAUGUGAUCGAUUACUACGAAGGCCCCCCAGAGCCAACCGGCGAGCCUGUCUUCUACCUCGACGUGCGCCCCGCGGCAACCCUGUCUGGUGCAACGGAGCGCCUGGUUCGAUGGGGCACCGACGUAUGGUGGAGAGCCUCUGGGGGUGAUGCCCGCGAGGCUGCGCGCAACUCGCCAAUCCUCUCUACCGCAGCGGCUGCAGCUGCGUCAAAGUGAGCGGGCACGCGUUGGUAUAUGGCAUCUCUUGUACGAUUGGAAGUCUUCUGACAACUCUCUUUUGGCCGCAUUUGCUCGGAGUUUUCUGUAUUGGGGUUUACAGCUUGGCGAUGAGUCGGGUGGCGACUUUUACGCGCAGCUUGGGGUUUAUUCAGUCUUCAACCCUGCUUCUUCCGACUACGUUCUGAUGUGCUUUCUCGCAAUUUUACCAAUGGAACUGUACAAUAUCAUUAUGAACAACCGAAAUUCUCCAUCAUUCUUCUCAUGGCCGGCUUGGACUUGAUUCAUACAUAAACAACUG